This is a messenger RNA of Engraulis encrasicolus (European anchovy), 2032 nucleotides long. Its product is annotated as lysophospholipid acyltransferase 2-like. The record is from RefSeq and is a predicted model, not a curated record. Gene Ontology annotation, cellular component: membrane. NCBI's taxonomy places the organism in Eukaryota, Metazoa, Chordata, Actinopteri, Clupeiformes, Engraulidae. Bases 69 to 1787 code for a protein of 572 amino acids. Gene Ontology annotation, molecular function: acyltransferase activity. Gene Ontology annotation, biological process: lipid modification. The transcript is spliced from 13 exons.
GCUUUCGCUUUGACAGAAAAGCAUUGGAGGGGGUAGCACAAGGGUCCACCAAAAACGUUGGCAGAACCAUGGCUACAGAAACCAUAUCUGCAUGCACUGGAUCCAGUCUUCUCCAGCCCAUCAGCGAGAUCAUUGACCUCCCACUGGACCAGGUGAACUUUGUGGUGUGCCAGUUGUGUGCUCUGCUGACUGCGUUCUGGUUCCGGCUCUACCUGGACCCCAGCAGGAGCAGCCCCUUCCUCAGGCACCUGGUGGCCACUCUACUGGGACUCUACUUCGCCACCUUCUGCUUCGGAUGGUACGCCCUCCACUUCCUGGUCCAGAGUGGCCUGACCUACGGAAUCAUGAUCCUGGCAGGAGUGGAGCACAUACACAAGUACUGUUUGGUGGUUGCUCUUGGUUAUCUCAGCUUUUGCCAGAUCACACGUGUCUAUGUCUUUGAUUAUGGGAUGUAUUCGGCAGACUUCACAGGGCCCAUGAUGGUGAUUACACAGAAGAUCACCAGUCUGGCGUUUGAGAUCCAUGAUGGAAUGGCCCGUAAAGAGGAGCAGCUCAGUCCCAGUCAGAGGAUGCUGGCCAUCAGGAGGAUGCCCAGUCUGCUGGAGUACUUCAGCUACAACUGUAAUUUCCUGGGCAUCCUGGCGGGCCCCACCUGCUCCUAUAGGGACUACAUCGCCUUCAUAGAGGGCUCGCCCAGCCCGCGCCAGCUGCACUACCACCAUCCGCCACAGGGGGAGCCAGCCAGCUGCAGCCGGGGGAACCACUACAGGAGAGGCAGGCAUCCAGAGACACCAUCCCCUAAUGGGGUGGUGGCGCGUAAGCUGGCGACGAGCUUCCUGUCCCUGCUGGUCUUCCUGUCCGUGUGUAAGGUGUUCCCCGUGGAGCGCAACACGGACGAGCACUUCAUCUCACACACGCCCUUCUACGCGCGCGUGGUCUUCCUCUACCUGUCCAUGCUCACCACGCGGCCCAAGUACUACUUCGUCUGGACCCUGGCUGAUGCCAUCAACAAUGCUGCCGGCUUUGGCUUCAACGGCUACGACAGCGACGGCUCUGCUCGCUGGGACCUCAUCUCCAACCUGAGGAUAUGCAACAUUGAGCUUGCAACCAGUUUCAAAAUGUUUUUGGACAACUGGAAUAUCCAGACAGCGCACUGGCUAAAAAGGGUGUGUUACGAGCGCUGUCCGUAUCACCCCACCGCUGCUACCUUCAUCCUGUCGGCCAUGUGGCACGGGGCCUACCCAGGCUACUACCUCACCUUCCUCACCGGCAUAGUGGUCACCCUGGCCGCCCGCGCAGUCAGACACAACAUACGACCUCACUUCCUGGGUUGCCCAUGGCACAAGCUGCUGUAUGACAUCAUCACGUGGGCGGGGACUCAGAUCGCCAUCUGCUACACCGUGGUGCCCUUCGUGCUGCUCGCAGUGGAACCCUCACUCCAGUUCUACAGGUCCUGGUUCUUCUGUCUGCACCUAGCGUGUGUGCUCCUAGCCUUGGCUCUCCCCGUCAAGCCCCGACACCUGAGGCUGAAGGAGCUACAGACACAGACACAGACAAAGGCACAGACACAACCUCAGACACAGACACAACCUCAGACACAGACACAACCUCAGACACAGACACAACCUCAGACACAGACACAACCUCAGCACCUCAGCAGCAGUAGCAGUAGCAGCAGCUUGGAGUACAAUCACCACCACCACCACCAGUACAAUCACCAUCUGUGGCAACACCCCCACCCAGUGGACGCAGUUUGUAACUGCAGCCAGAAGGAGAAAACGUCAUGAAGACAGCAAUGGGGGGCUGUCCACAGAGGACGCCCCCAUUACAUACACUGGCAGAUCUGUGGAGAGGUAGACCAUGAAGACAGCAGCAAUGGGGGAAAAUGCUCAACAUAGAGACAGCUAACUGCCUCCUAUCAUAUGCCCCCAUGACAUAUACUGAACUACAGACCUGUGGUGGAGGGGUAGACCAUGGGAGGAACGCUCUCAACAUACUGGAUGGAUGCACAAAGCUGCACAAAGGCACACAU